Molecule: messenger RNA, 1146 nt
Organism: Colletotrichum siamense
Lineage: Eukaryota; Fungi; Ascomycota; Sordariomycetes; Glomerellales; Glomerellaceae
Product: putative vacuolar membrane protein
Exons: 3
Coding region: 1-1146 (381 amino acids)
Biological process (GO): regulation of peptide transport
Source: RefSeq, a predicted model, not a curated record
AUGGACGAUAUCCAACUUUCUUGCAUCGGUGAGGCUUCCUCUCCUCCCUUGCAAUCUCUGGCGUACAUCUUUUCGGACCAUUCCUACGACAAACCCUUCUUCGUUGUGUAUAUGAACACUUCGGUCUUUGCCGUCUCCCUGGUACCCAUGUUAGUCAAGUUCGUCAUGCGGCACGGCAUCGAGGGCCUGCGGCGCGAGGCAAUGGUGGUAUGGAACGAGCAUAAACACGGCAAGGGAGGCCUUAAGGCGGAGGGAGACGAAGAGGACGCGGUGGCGGGCGAGCGGCUGCUGGUCGACGACGAGCCGAGCUUGGAGGCGGAAGGUUACGAGCCUAAGGUCGAGCGCAUGAGCUUCCGGGAGACGGCCAUCAUCAGCCUCGAGUUCUGCAUGCUGUGGUUCUUUGCGAACUACCUGGCAUCCGCGUGCCUAGAGUACACGAGCGUAGGGAGCGUCACUAUUCUGAACUCCACGAGCAGUGUCUGGACUCUCGUGUUCUGUGCGCUGAUGCGGGUGGAGGGAUUCACAAUUCGCAAGUUCAUUGGAGUGUUGGCGUCGUUGACGGGCAUUGUCCUCAUCUCGACCGUGGACCUCUCCGGCUCGAGUGACGAGAAUCGCGGGUCAUUCCCGCACAAGACGACGUCGCAGAUUGCUGUUGGCGAUUCCAUGGCUUUUGUUAGUGCCAUUAUCUAUGGCCUCUACGUCACGGUCAUGAAGGUGAGGGUCGGUAAUGAGGAUAGGGUCAACAUGCCGCUCUUCUUUGGCUUGGUGGGCCUAUUCAACUUGGUGUUCCUGUGGCCGGUGUUCUUCAUCCUGCACUUCACCGGCAUGGAACCGUUUCAACUUCCGCCGACAGGCAAAAUCUGGGCCAUUGUCAUUGGCAACUCUCUGUCUUCCUUCAUCAGCGACAUGUCGUGGGCGUAUGCCAUGCUGCUCACUACGCCUUUGGUGGUGACGGUUGGUCUGUCUCUGACGAUUCCUUUGUCGCUCAUCGGCGAGAUGAUCCAGUACUCGCAAUACUCCAGCUGGGUAUACUGGGUUGGUGCGGCAGUCGUUCUCAUCUCCUUCUUAUUCAUCAAUCACGAGAGCAAAGAAGACGAGUCGGGUGAUAAGGGCCCCCAGGCAGGAUCCAGGGGGGCACAGUUAUAG